CGGUAGUCUGGCACAACUUGGUGACGGCACUUCUACGGAAGACCCGAGGAUGCGCAAAACGAAGUUCAGAAGUAGACAGAGUGGAGGUGGAGGCUCUCGCAUUCAUCUUCUUGGGAGUUCUUCUCUUCAGAGAGCUACGAAUCACGACCUACUUCACGGACCUUCCAGUCCUGGAAGAAACGAACAAGGGACUCUCUCCUUAACUAGACUCCGUGAGUGCUUUGUUGAAACCUGGGUACAGGAGUACUUCAGACUCCAAACUGCUGUGGCGGACCUGCGAUGCGAGUUUCAGUGUGCGCAGAAUAUACGGGAGGUGUCUGAUCGGCAUGACAUGGAAUUGGCGAGAUUGAAUGCAAUGAGCUCAACUUAAGAGGACGCGAGCUUGUAGUACUAGACUUGUUCUUAGGUGACAUACAGUCGUGACUUCCUAUGCGUACUAGGGUCGAACAGGAACUCACUUCUUAGAGAUAGAAUUUUGUAAGUCUUCUUGACUGUAGGACUUACCUGCCGUUUUGUCAGGAUUGAAGAGGGAAAUGAUUAAGAUUUCUACUGAGUGCUUGAGGACCACCUUUUAGUCUCCCAGAUAGUAUAUGUAAGACUAUGUGAGACUCAUGCCACGCUUGAUGGCCACCUUUUCUAAGGAACACAAGCCGAACGUCAUGCCUCACAGUUGCAAGAGACAUUGAGGCGGAAAGUCUUGGAGGUGGAAACGUUUUACGAUGCGGAACUUCAAAAACGCUUAGCAAAAGCCAAAGCAGAAAGAACAGCUGCAAAAGUUACGUUCUAGUAAAUCGGAAAAAUAGGUAUUUAGAUUGUAUAAGAUUUGAAUUUAGAUUUUGUUUGGAGUAUAGGUACAGGUAAAGGUUGUACAGGUACUGCUAACAUGAAGAUGUAGUUAUACCAACUGAGACGAGAACGUCGUUGAACCAACAAGUCUCGGUCUCCGAAGUAGAAGUAGUUCCCAUCCUCGAACAAAAAGCGAGAGGACAAGCUCCGCGAGCUCGUGAAACAAACAGAGGACUCUGUAGAAGUGAGAAUUUCAGCACUAGAAGCGACAGCUCACGCAAGACUGGAGGCAGCGACACGCGACUGGGAAUCAAAACACAAAAAAAUGGAAGAAAGGGUACUGCGGUUUUUUUAACACUCCCAUUCAGUAGGUCUAGUUAGGUGCGCCACCACUAUUAUGUCUAUACCAAAAAUGACUAGCUGAUGGAUCCUACUUAGCAUGGCCAUUACAAAAAUAAUAUCUGCGCUACUCUAUCCUUUAACUACUUUCCUUCCUUUUUCUUUUCCUAGUUAGUUUGGCGCCACCAUUAUUAUGUCUAUCCCACUGACUGAUCGAGAAGAUCAAGAUCAGGAUGACCAAGAAGGAGUGACAUCCAACGUCGGCAGUAACUACGUACGUCAGACAUUCACAAUUCAAUUUCAAAUCCACAAAAAUUCCCAUUAUUUAACCAAAAACAUCACAUCAGCAUUCGUUCGCCCUCGUUGAUGCAGAAGCGGUGAGUGAUGCGAUGUUGUCCGAAGCAAAUAGCAAGCUGGAAAUGGCAGCCGCUGAGGCCGAAAUGUUGAAGGUUGAGAACGAGCGACUACGAGAACAGAUGCGAAGGAGCGUGCCUGUUCAGGAAAGCUUGCUUAUGAAGGUGGAUACGAAAGAACGGACCUCUAGUGAAGGAUAGUCGUCAUUAUAACUACUUACUCACAGUAAAAAGUGUCAUUCAGUACUAUCAAUUAUGAGCGCUAUCUUAAUAAGUAUCUUAAGGAUCAUGGCUAAAUAUCAAAAAAAUGGAUGUUCUACUUGAGAACCUUUUCACAUCUAAAAUAGGAAACGUAAACAACUGUUUUCCUCCUGAAGAUGCAGCCGCUCGUCCAACAUCGAACUUCUAAUCCUCGUAAAACAAUCGACGAUUUGCGAGGAGAACUGACGGGACAGCAAGCUGAUGCAGGCAACGAUAUGGAGAUCUUAGAAAGAAUGCUCAAAGAUCACGAACAACAACUCCAAGUGUGGAAAAAACAAAUCGAAAACGACGAUGCCAGAGGAUCGCUGUUUUAUGAUAAAGAUGGAGCAAGGUAGACCCUUUUCUCUUUUCGAUCUUCCUCUGGUCUUUCUUUUUUGCAGUUAAGUCGGCUCCGCCGCAAAUAUAGAUGGAGCAAGGUAGAGUUAAUCCGUCGCUUGUAAGUAUUUGCAAUCGAUGAAAAGUACUUCUUUGAGUGUACACCUAGGACUAUUGUUGCUCUACUUUGAGUUGUGAUGUUGAAAGUCGGACGGUGUCCAUAGUCUGAAGCUGAACAGCUGGUAUAGAAAAUAGAAGUUCUUCUUCCCGCACCAGGACCUCCACAACAGCUACAAAAAGGAACCUCUAAUCCCCACCCGAACAUCACGGUGCAGUCGUUCCCGAGCUCAUGGACAAUGAACCUUCUUCUCCCGAAGUGGUUUCACCUGAUGAAGUUGCCGGGUCGGCGGUCGCUCCAGUUCAACCUCCAGUCCAUCCUCUCCAUAUGCGAGAAGGCAACAGAAUAACGACGGCAGAGAUUCAAAGUCAAGCUCAAGGCCUUUCUACCCACGGUAGGGGCCCAAAAGCAGAGGGAGAGGGGAUGCUGUAUAACCUCUUUAAGGCGAGUGCGAGUCAUCUACUACAAACAUGUUUCAAUUUUAUUGGGAGUUUCAAUUUUAUUGAGCAGUUAUUAUAUAUAUAUUUCAGUUUCUGUGAAUUUCAAUUUGAGUUUGACCUGGGCCUCCCGGUAUUUUUCCCUGUCUUAUCAGUUCUUUCACGUCGAGGAGUGAUGACUAAUCUUCUACAAGGGGAUGUGAUCGGCGAGCUUCUGCUUGGCGCAGCUGACGAUGCGACUUUGCGUCAGCUGUCUGUCGCACAGCCCACGGGCCUCUCGCUGCCUGCAGCGCUACAGCAUCCGCGAUCCUGACCACUUGCCUCUUAACUAGCUACUUAACUAACUAGUAAUAUGAACCUAGCUAGGACACCUUAACAUCAUCCGAACUUCAAAUUUUUUUUCGGGCCAGGUUCUGGCUCUCCCCAAGUGCAAAAUCCCCAUUCCAUACUAGAGACGUGAAUUCUUCUAGAAAGGAGCUUUGUGAAGAACAUCUUCUAAUCUUCUACAAGGGGACGUGAUCGGCGAGCUUCUGCUUGGCGCAGCUGACGAUGCGACUGAAGAAUUUCAGGAGGAUGAUGAAGAAAGGAGUGUGUACGAAGAAGGUAACGAAAACGACGAAAUCAACGACGAAUCGGGACUAAGAAGCAACGUUCGUCCCCCUGAGGAGCACUCAUCAAUACCGACCAAAUCUCCUGUCCUAGUUUCGCGGAGUGCCUCACAAAGAACAGCAUCUCGGACUGGUAGUAAACAAGGCGUGGCCCGGAACAAGACAGCAGGUCGUGACCCGGAACAAGAAGCAGAAGGUUCAAAUACAUCAAAAGCGGCAUCUUCUUCUUCGUCAUCCAGUAGACUUACAAGUCGUUCAUCAAGUAAGACCGGAAGGGAUGAUCACAAACAAGAAAGUGGAUCUGUUCGUGGGAACAAGCAUCAAACACCAGGAGGAGCAGGACCUUCGACUAUGCUUUUCUACAAUCAUACCGACGCAUCGACUGUUCAUCUUAGUGCCACAACUGGUUCUGAUGUCACUGCUGGAACGAGAAGUGGUGGAAGAGCUGCCAGAACGAUACAAGUGAGAACCAGUGAGAACAAGCAGACGAGUAGUAUAGCACCUUCAUCAUCUUCAUCUAGGACGAGGAGAAGUGAGGAGGCACAUCCGCAUGGUGUACUAAAGCAAAUCAAAAAUGGUACAACUACAACACGGAAGAAUGAACAGCCUUCGUCCCCACCACCUCGUUUGAUGCCACCCGCUUUACGUGAUGUACAAGCUAAGAUUGAGAAGCGCGUGAAGGCUAGGUUAGAACAGCAGAAGAAGACAACAACUACAAGACGAGUUCCAGAGUCAGUGGCUAUGCUGAGAGAUCGGCUAAGACACGCAAAAACACUACAACUACGACCACCAACACCUCCAGACGAGGAUGAUAUAAUCACAGAAUUUGCCGAUGAGCAUGGAGCAGAGGACAAAGGAACCAUAGAGAGAAGUAAAACGGUAACGGAGGGAACUAUAGAUAGAAGUAAAACGGAGGAGCAAAACGGAAAGCCGUCUCGACAGCCACAUAAAGUCGGAAAUCGAUUAGCGGUGAAGCCAUCCUCAACGCCGCGGAUUCUAGAUUAUGAGAAGUUUUUGUUUUUUAGUUUGCUAUUGGUGAUGAAUCUCGUAGGUAGAAAGAUGAAAUAGUUAGAACACACGAGGCAUUCUAUCCUAUCCUAUCCCAUCCUAAUAUGACCUUGUACUAGAAGAAGUUUGUUUAAGUUCUUCACAAUUGGAAGGAGAACGAGAAACCAGUCGUAUCUAUUUCAAGAUUUCUACAUCUAAUUCAAGCUGGACACUUCGACGGUUUUAAUAGGUGGACCAAGCCUUUGGCAGAGUAUGAAGAACCACUCGUCUCAAUCAGAGCAGCCACCGGAUGGCAGUACGUUUGCAUCGGGAUGGUUGUGAUGUGGAACAUAGCUACCGGUGGAUGGCAGUGCUUUAUAAAUAUGUUUAGUUUUAUCAUUCAAUGGAGAGUUUUUUUUCCCCUUUGUAUAUAUAUAUAAGUACGAGGUUGUGCUGCAAAUCUUGCUUGGCUUUUGCCCGUAAAACGGCGAAGGUUUAGGUCCAGCGACGCUCAAAGCACUAAAUAAACCAACCAGUUAGUUUUUACCUCUCCACCUUAGGCUUAUCCCAUGAAGCAAUUAAUGGAGAGACUGAAGAGAAGACUAGGCGUCACUCCUUCCUGGCAAAAAACACAUCGACGCCUAGUCGUUAGACAACCGGUUACCAAAUUAUUGAUAAUUCAUCCAUUCGAACCACGUAGCAACUGGAAAUCACUAUGUACUUAUUACCUAAAGACACUCAAGUCCCAAUUCAAAGUUCAAAGAAACCACGCACUUUUCGAUUGUUUGUAGAAUAGACUUCGUCGUAAAAUAUAGUUAAAGACUACGCCACUGCAAUAUGCGGAUUUUAGUACUGCUCAUUAUGCAAUAGCAGAAAAAUGAAGCCUUAUGCAAUACUAGCAGAAGUUCUUUUUGAUUUUGUUAUUCGAGAUAAAGGUUAAACUUGACAAGAUGGAUCGAGAUGUAAGCGGAACAAACUGCACUCACCAUGGAGGAUAUGAGCGCAAGAAGCUGCAUUCAUGCUGGAAUAGAUUGAUCCAUAUGUAUGCAUGUGGAGGAAUAU
This is a messenger RNA of Amoebophrya sp. A25, 5266 nucleotides long. The record is from the annotation of a GenBank genome assembly. Lineage: Eukaryota; Dinophyceae; Syndiniales; Amoebophryaceae.